Molecule: messenger RNA, 2462 nt
Organism: Agelaius phoeniceus (red-winged blackbird)
Lineage: Eukaryota; Metazoa; Chordata; Aves; Passeriformes; Icteridae
Gene: CCDC91
Product: coiled-coil domain containing 91
Biological process (GO): Golgi to lysosome transport
Cellular component (GO): trans-Golgi network
Source: RefSeq, a predicted model, not a curated record
GUUUCCUUCAUUAAGCAACUCGUAUUGUAGAAGUUAUCUGACGCCAUCAGUUGCGUUUACACAAGUGCCUGCUGAAGGAUGGAUGAUGAUGACUUUGGAGGAUUUGAGGCAGCAGAGAGUUAUGAGUUUGGAAAUGGUGAAAAGCAGACCACAUCUCCUGCUAUUGCUUGGGCAGCAUUUCCUACAGUACCUGAAGUCCAUAGAUCUCCUGAUGUUCUCCUGGAGCACUCUGUGCCUUCUUCCUGCCUGCUUCCUUCUGACCCUUUCAUUUUAUCAAGUGAUAAUGUGGCAACAGUUAUUCAAACAGGCAAGGGUGUGAUAAAUCCAGCUGUUCCUGAAGAACAGGCUCAAGCAGAUGUUCCAGUUGCCUCUUCAAAUGUAACUGAAGACAAGACUUUAGCUGAUGUUGAGACAAAGAGAACAAAUGAACCCAAGAGCUGCCUUCAACAAGCUGUUGCAAACCUUGAAAUCAAGCUUUGCAGUGCUGAAGAAGAAAAACUAAAAAUCAAAAAGGAAUUGGAAUAUUUGCUGGAAAAACAUAGUGUGCUAGAAAUGAAUUUCUUGAAGGAGAAAAAAGAAAAAGUGCUUCCACACCAAGAUCAUUACAAGACACUCCAGGAAAAGCAUAAGCAGGAAUUAGAAGACAUGAGAAAAGCCGGACAUGAAGCCUUAACUAUUAUUGUUGAAGAAUUCAAGGCACUGCUACAAUCUACAGUUCAGCAGCAAGAAGCAGCUAUUGAAAAGCAGUAUAUAUUAGCCAUUGAAAAGCAUUCUCACAAAUGUCAAGAGCUCCUUGAUGCUCAGCACCAGCGACUUCUUGACAUUUUGGAAGCAGAAAAAGAGGUGUUGUCAGAGAAAAUAGAAGAAGCUAUGAUGCAGCAGUCGCAAAGGCACAAGGAAGUGCUGGACAAGUGUUUGGAUGAGGAAAGACAGAGAGGCAAGGAGGCACUGGCAGCUGCUGCAAAGGCUGAAAAAGAGGUAGUGCAGGAAGCUGUUCUGAAAGCAGUAGAGGAGGAGAGGAGAAAUAUGGAGAAGAUUCAUGCAGAAGAAAGAAAACUGUGGGAAGCAGAACGUGAUAGCCAUAAAGAGAAGAUUGCCCAGGCUGUUUCAGAAGCCAUGCAAGAGCAAAGAAAGCAGAAUCAGGAAAUUGUCAAGGAAGCAUUAAUGGAGGAGCAGAAACGAAGUGAAAAGGCAAUUGAAGAAGCAGUGAAAAGGACAACAGAGGAACUGAUGGAAUAUAUGAAAGAGCAGAAGAGGCUUGAUGAAGUUGUCCGUCAGAGAAAUCUGCAUAGUUUGGAACUUUUCCUUUCAUGUGCACAGAAACAGUUAAAUGUUUUAUUAAAGGAAGAGCCAACCCCAGCAGAAAACAGAGACUGACAUUCUCAGUGCUGAUGAUACAGUGUGAUUUGUGAAGCUGCAAAUCUCCAUCUAGCAAAUGAUGAAUAUAUUCCAAUCUUUUUGGAUUGUAUCGUUGAGUCAAGAUUGAUCUGAAAUUCUUGAUAGAAAUGUUUGUGGAUCAUGUUCUUCUAUUUAUUUAUUUAUUUUACUACUAUUAUCAGAUAGCAAAUAUGAGAGGGAAAAAAAUCCUUGGAAAGAAAAUUGGUUUAUUUAGGAUUUGUUUUAUUUAGCAUUUUGCUUUCAUUACAUUUUCUAGCAGCCCAUGUCAAAAUUUUCCGUGUUAUGUCUGAAAUUUUAACAUUUCCCUGUUAUGUCUGUUUUAAAUUUGGCACCAUGUGUUAAUGUGAUUCACCAUUAUUUUUGAUAUUUUAAAAAAUGGAGACAAACAUUUAGUUGAUUAUAGGUACAAAUCCAUCUCUAUUUCCAAAAUAUCUACCCAAGUCCAUUGCCUCAGGUGAACCUGAGUAGCUUAUUAUUUCUUACUGCUUUUGAAGUAGAACAGAAGAAUCAAUACUGAAACAUAAGUGUUGUCAGGCAUUUUUUAAGGCAUUUAUAAACAAAUCCAGCUCUAGGAACAGAAAAAUUUAAAAACUAAACAGUACAUCUGUUUAGGGUAGCAUAAAACAUCGCCAUGACCAAUGUAUAGCAUGUACUUUAUUUCUGUUUUACAGAGCUAGUUCAAUUCCAAAAGUCAUUUUCUCAUGAAAUUACGAUUAAUGUGACUGACCUCAGUUUCAGGAAGAAGAUGUAUGUAAUUAUGUGGAGACUGAUGCUGCACUGCCUCAGUGGAAUUUCUGACAGAACAAGGAGUGCAGCCUGCUGACCUCACAUGCCCUUUCUAAGUGCAUCGGAGGAAGUAGAAAAAUUCCCCACUGACAUUACUGGACUUUGGAUCACUCACAGGUCUUUCUAGUCCUGCUGACAAUAGAUGGAAUGGAAUUUCUGUGCCUACACUCUAUUGAUUGUAGAAUUGGGGCCUUAGCUGUAAAAGAGCUCUGAAUGAAAUAGAGGAAAAUAAAUGUUCAUGCUUAGGUACAUAAAUAAACUAAGAAUGAUCUCUCUUA